This is a messenger RNA of Trichomycterus rosablanca, 818 nucleotides long. It is a transcript of the gene cox19, whose product is annotated as cytochrome c oxidase assembly protein COX19. The coding region runs from base 55 to 333 and encodes 92 amino acids. The record is from RefSeq and is a predicted model, not a curated record. Gene Ontology annotation, biological process: mitochondrial respiratory chain complex IV assembly. The transcript is spliced from 3 exons. NCBI's taxonomy places the organism in Eukaryota, Metazoa, Chordata, Actinopteri, Siluriformes, Trichomycteridae. Gene Ontology annotation, cellular component: mitochondrial intermembrane space.
UCGAAAAGGAAACAGACCUUCAAAAUUAAAUGUAAAUCGGUGAUAAAUACGAUAAUGUCGACCGCGAUGAAUUUCGGAAUUAAGUCGUUCAAACCUCGUCCUCCUGAUAAAGGAUCCUUCCCAAUAGACCAUUUCGGUGAAUGUAAAGCAUUCAAAGAGAAAUUCAUGCAAUGUCUUCGAGACAACAACUUUGACAACUCGCUGUGCCGAUUGCAGUCCAAAGAGUAUCUGGAAUGUAGAAUGGACAGGCAUUUGAUGGCCAAGGAGCCUCUGGAGAGGCUCGGUUUCAAGGACCUGUUAGACGAAGGCAGCAAAGAGACAAAAACUUCAUAACAAUUUAGCAUCAGGUUGAUGAAUUAUUAAUAACUCACAGUUCAUUUGUUUAUUUAAAAUAAGAAAGCAGUUUCUGUAUAUUUAUAUAACAAUGUUUUUGUAUUUGCUUCUAAUCAGUUUCGUGGAAGAGAAUUAAUAUUGGAUUAAAUGUUGAGUAAAUAUUAACUAGCACUGUAUUGAUUCCAAUUAAGUCUAUUAUGAAGCCAUGAUCAUUGGCUUUUCUAAUUAAACUGGUUAAAAAUACACAACAUUUAUUAAGCAAGACAUUACCCUAGUUCAGAUGCAGGUUGUUACAUGUGCAAAAGGUGUGAAUUCAAUAACAAAUGUAUGCUAUAUUCUCUGUAAUGUUAUGCCCCAAUGAACAUCUGUAUUAGAGGAAAAUUAAUUCUAGGCAUAAGGUCAAGGUCUUAGUGGCAACCCACUGAUUUGACUGUUAAAGUAUGAAAACUGAUGCCUAUUUUUUAAUAAAAUCCAAAAAACACCCA